AUGGAUGUCGACGAACCGAAGUCUACUGUGAUAUCAGAUUCCGAAGCAGCCGAUGAAGAAAUUAGCAUCAUAUACAGACCCGAAUUCAAUGAAGAUUAUCUUUGGGCAGAAGAAAGGGCUCAAGAAACAUUGGCAACCCAAUCGCUGGAAAGCAUUCAUGCGACAUCAAGCGUGAAUCUGUUUUCUGGAGAAUCUGUUUCCCCUUUAGCAGCAACUAAUGAGCAACAGACUUCAGGCUUGAGAUGGUCUUUGAGAAAAAGGAAGGCUAUUCAAAAGAUGCCAUAUAGUUUAGAAAGGAUAAAGCACAGGCAGUUCUUAGAAGGCUAUGAUAUUACGGGCUUUGAUACCGUUUCAAAUCAGUUAGUUUUACCAGAGAAUACCUUUCCAGUGGUUGAGCAGCAAAAAGUGCCAGUUGCGAAUAGAAGUAACAGAACUUUGGAGGAACAAGAUAACGAUACUACAAACGAUAUCGGGUUCCAAGAGGAUGCGUUUGGAUUAGAAACCUCUGAUAGCGACGAGGUGCAACCCAGAAAAAGACAUCGUAAUUCUAAUAUUCCUAACCACGAUAGGGCCAUUCAACCAGAUGAUUCUUUGGAUGAAAAUGAAGAUCUUGCCAAUAGAAGUUCACAGGACUCUCAAAAUGAUGAAGUUAUAUUCAGAGGAAGAGUUUUGAAUGUAAAAACUGGUUAUCGUGGGGUUUUACCCAGGGUUGCUUGGGAAAAGUCAUUACAAAAGCAGCAGUCUUCGAAAACUACGAAAAGAAGGGCCGAACUAUUACACCAUAAGGGAGUGGCUAAGCGGAAGAUACACAAGAGUUUCCACAAUGAAGAUGAAGAACAAGGGUUGUUAAAUGAUCUUAUUGCGCCAGAUGACGAACUAGACGUUGAUGAAGACAUUUCUCAUGACUUGUACUUGAGAAAUCCCACAAUAGAUCGUGAAGCUAGUGAAAAGGAAAUGAAAGAAUUAAGGGAAUAUUAUGAAAACAAAUAUCACGAAGACGAACCAUUAGCAGAAGCUUCUAGUUUUGAUAUCAAUGGGGAAUACCGGAACGAAACCAUAUUUGAGUUGGAAAAACACGGUCCCAAGAGCCGCUUCCCCCGCAUAUCUUACAAAGAACAACCUAUUAUAUAUUUAAACUCACAACACUCAGAUAGUGGGAUCAGUGAACGGUACAACAUUUCUGAUGAAGAUAAUCAAAGCAUAAUAUCCUCAAACUUUGCAAAAGAGCAUAACGAUGGCAUAAUUGAUAAGAUGCUAGUUAAAGCUAAAGGAAAGAGGCCAUCUUCUGGUUUGAAUAAGAAAACGAGAAGUGCUACAAAGUAUCGGUACCAUCGCGAAAAGCUUGGCAAGUACCAGACCACAAGAGCUAUAAAAGUUGGAAAGAGAUCGGCCCGUAAAUCACGCUCUAUGUCCAUUAAAAAGUCUAUACCACUCAGUUCAAAAAAAAAACAUGCAAUAGAUGAAUACGCUUUUGAAGUUUUAGAAUCAGAACCCCUAAAAAUAGAGGAAAGCUCUUUUAACAAUGCGCAGAAAAAGGAGAAGAAGAAGAAGAGAUCACCGGUAUACCCGAGUAUGUCUACAGAUUCUGAAUUAAGACCAAAAUUAGUUUUUAAUACUGUUGUUGAAGUUCCCACGAAUCGAUAUGCUUUUACAAAGUCAAAAAUGCGCAUUCCCAGCGCUAGCUAUAGCACUGAGUUUAAUGAGGAAGAUCUGAACCAAGAAUCUCGACCAAUAAUGGCUGUUCUUGACUCGAUUUUAAUGAAAAAACCGUUUGACCCGCCUGCUGUCAUUAAAAUCGAGUUGCCUGGCAAGACAUAUGCAUUAUCCAAAUUGAAUCCUGCAGAUAUAUGCACAUCUCUUCGGGAUACUUUUAGGAUCAUCAUCGAUAAAGGUGUCACUGAUACGGAACUAAUUCAUUUUAACGAAAGUCUUGUUGCUUUUUUGGUGCAUCUUGAUAUGCCAGAACUGUUCGAUAUAAUUAGCGAGUUUCACCGUGAAUUUAGGUCGAAAGUCAAUGGCUUAAGAAAAAAGGCUAAACCAAUCCAUUUUUUUCAAAUUGCAACCUGUCAAUUAAUGUUUCUAGAAAUAUCAAGAUAUAACAAAAUUUCAACGGCUUUGAAGUUGGAAAUGGAUACCAAGCUUGUGGAUCAUAUUGUCUCCUUUUUUAAACUGCUCUCUGUAUGCUACGAUUCUGUCACGAAAAAUUCGAUGGAAUAUUUGUAUACGAGUUACUAUAUUCUAUCUUCUAUUGUCGAUAUUAUACAUAAAAAGGAGGGUUUAUGGGACUUAUUGAAAGACCAUCCCUUUUCCCCUCGGAUUUCGCUGUUACUGGUCAAUAUAUUUCCAACAAAAGCAUGCUGCUGGCAGGUUCUGAAGUUGGAUCCUGAGUUUGAACCUUUGAAUUCGGCAUUUCGAUUCAUCAAGUACUGCAUUGAAACCUGUAACUGGAACGUUUCUAAUGGUUUGAUUCUCUCUCUUGAUCGCAUAUUCAAAAGGAGAAGAUUCUCUGAUUUCGAAGAAGAAUCUAUUACAUCGCACAACAAUAAGAUACUAUAUCCUCCAACAAAGCAACCCAUGCGCCAAUUAACGUUUAACAAAUACUUGCGCUUACUGGCAUUGUGUGAGCUGUCUAGUUCCAAUAUACAACGAGUGAUACCAAUGAGUGACAUUUCUAUACACGAUUCGAUAUCGGUUUUGAAGAAUCGUCUGAACCUUUUAAUUGUUUUGGCCACAAACUUUGAUUUGAAUUUGGAGAAACGCUUCCAAGAACUAACACGACCGUUAUAUAGUAAGGACUAUUUAGACUUUCAUACGCCAGAUGCGCUCAAGACGAUAACAGCAUCCAUUAUGCAGGCCAGCCUUUCAUUUUUGGAAAUUAGUCGGAACAAGAAUUAUCCCUUCAAUGGGAAAUUUAUAGUUUCGUUAUUCGGUAAAUUGAUACUACAACAACCUUCUACAUCGAGAAUCACGGAGAACUUCCUGAAGGAGUUCAUACCUUUAGUUGACAAGAUGAAAAGAAAAAGUUUAAACAUGCUUAAAAUGUUGUACUCUUCACUGGUGGCCAUGUCUCAGGAGGAGGUUUUCGAGGCUUCUUCUGUUUUGUUACUGCAGUUAUAUUUGAAAAACUUGGAUAUGUUCGGUUCAACUUGGGUCCAGAAUUACCUUCUCCAGUUUACUAAGAGCAAAGCUCAAGGGAACACUAGUUGGAUAGAGUAUUACUGUCGUGUUGGAAAAUUCCUUGUAGAUGCGGGCGUAUUUACUUGGUGGACAUUCUUUGCUUAUAAUGGUCUAGAUGCUGCACUAAAUUUUCAACUUGCGUUUGACUCUCUAAUUAUCGAUUUCUGCGAUAUAGAUUCAUUCGAAUUGUUGAGAAAACCUCUCUAUUCCGUUGCGGCUGAUUUACUGCUCAAAUCCCAGGAUAACUCAUUUUACCAAUUUCUUUCAAAUCUAUUGAAGAGGGGACAUAUUAUAGCUACAGAUUUGAUACCUGCAUCCAAUGAGAAAGAACUUUUAAAAUUGGUAUCCGUGUUUUCUAAAGCGUUGCAAAAAUACUCAUACCAAGACUUAUUAUCUACUCUUUUAGCCUUAGCCAAAAAUCAUUGUGAAGAUGGAGACAUCAGCAGAGAUUUUUUAGCAAAAUACCUGGAAUUUUUGAACAAAAAUUGCUUGACAGAGCUAAGAAACAACCAACUUUUCAUUACGCUAAGAAGAGAAUUUGGUGUAUCAAGUGAUGAAGAUGAAAAAUGUAGGUUUUGGAACUCCUUCAAUGAAUCAGGGGAUAUCCUGUCGAAAGUUGCUUUUGUUGAAGCUGGAGUUAUUCAAGCAUGUUGUGUUGCGGGGGAAUUUGAUGGAUAUCUUGAUAAAUUGAGCACUUUAUUCAACUCCGUCAUCUUGGAAAAUCCUUUUACAUUUUUUUCAGACCUGGUUAUUGCACACAUUUUUGAAGAUAGGCCCCCUUUUGACAUGAAUAUUAGGAACUUUCUUUUGUAUCAGUUCAUAACCCUCCUCAACAAAGUUUUAAGGAUGAAAUUCGAGCAAGUAUCUCCCGAUGAAUUUUCUGAGCUUUGCAAGCUACACAGGGCAUUAUGCAUUGAGUGCGUUACAGACGAUACGUUUAGUAAAAACAAAGAGCUCGUUAAUGAAAAAGCCGCUUUUUCAUCAUCUCUUUUGAGAAUAGCUGAUGGAUUUUGGGAACAUAGUAGGCUUUCACAGUUAGAUACGCUUAACAAAAGCAUGAAUGUACCCUGUCAAAUCCCACAUACUAGUGUUCAAAAUUCACUUUCUGUGAUUGUAAUAAAGAUAAUAGAGGAUAAUAUAGAACACAUUAAGGCAUCUGAACCUUUCAUACAAUUCAAAAGUACUUAA
Molecule: messenger RNA, 4365 nt
Organism: Saccharomyces eubayanus
Lineage: Eukaryota; Fungi; Ascomycota; Saccharomycetes; Saccharomycetales; Saccharomycetaceae
Gene: MMS22
Product: Mms22p
Exons: 1
Coding region: 1-4365 (1454 amino acids)
Biological process (GO): double-strand break repair via homologous recombination; replication fork processing
Cellular component (GO): nucleus; Cul8-RING ubiquitin ligase complex
Source: RefSeq, a predicted model, not a curated record